Messenger RNA from Rhea pennata, 6900 nucleotides. RefSeq names its product complement C1q tumor necrosis factor-related protein 7. Gene Ontology annotation, biological process: protein localization to ciliary transition zone; non-motile cilium assembly. Gene Ontology annotation, cellular component: ciliary transition zone. Lineage: Eukaryota; Metazoa; Chordata; Aves; Rheiformes; Rheidae. The coding region runs from base 484 to 5337 and encodes 1617 amino acids. The record is from RefSeq and is a predicted model, not a curated record. The transcript is spliced from 39 exons. Gene Ontology annotation, molecular function: protein binding.
UAUAAAAAAGAUGUUUUGAGGAUUUUUUUUUUUAGUAGUUUCUGGGAGGGAAUGUGACUCUUUCUCUUUAAAAAGCAAGGCCAGCGGCUUCCCGGACAGCCCUGUUGCUAAGCUGAGUCUGUUUGUGGCUGGCUCUUGUCUGUAGUCCCAGAGCGGUUGCAUAAGAAAACCCAGGUAUCUCCUAAAAGAUUAAGCAGUGUAUGAAGACCAGUUCUGCCUGGUCUGUAAGCAUUCCCUGAGGUAAAAGAGCCUUAACACGCCCAGUACAAGGAAUGAUGGAGAAACCAAGGAUGAUUUGUAUUUGGUAAACCUGAGAUGCCAGGCAAGCCCAAUGCUGAAAGAAGAGAAAGGGACUGGACAUGUCUCCGUGAUCUGAAGCUCUGUGAAUCUGCUCUGUGAUCAGCAGACUUUAUGGACUACGGGUGGGUUAUUUAUGAAAGGGAAAAAAAAACAUGCAACAGCCAGGUGCCAGCUGCUGACUAGAUGGACCGCAGUGAGGAAUCCCGGAUGAUAAUCAUGGAGGACUUCCUGGACGAGGACCCUGCCCAGGUGGAAAGGCUGAGGAGCACCCUGACAGCCCGCAGGCACAGAAGGAAAAAGCCGCUGCACGAGGCUGCCGCCGCCCCCGAGCCGCCGCCGCCGCCGGAACGCAGCCGAACCAGCAUGGCGGCCGCCCCGCCGGGGGCGGCUCCUCCGGCGCCGCGCGGCUUGCCACCUGUUCCUUCUGCAUCAAGGACAAGCUUUGCAGAAUUUUCCGUUAGAGAACGAAUGAGAGAGAAACUGAAAGCUGCAAGGUCAAAAGCAGAAAAUACUUCAUUGCAAGAAGGCCCCAGUCCACGACCAAGGCGUUUGAAAAGCAUUAGAGAGAGAAAAACAGAAGUCGGACUGAAUAAAGAGUCUGAUAAAGAUGAAUUUGGGGAAAUGCAAGAGGCUGAAUCUCAUACAUCAUCAAAAGUAAAGUUUCGUGAUUCUACCAAAAGAAAUAAACAAAAGCCACUGGUUCAGAAUGAUUUUCCUUCUGCUGAAGAAGCAUAUAGGUUUUUUACUUUUGAUUAUGAUUCUGAAGCAAAGAAAACAAAGGCUGGAAUUAGGAAAAGGAAUGAAUUAAAUUAUGAAGGAGAGGAGGCAGAAGAAGGUGAUGUAGAAGCCCAUGAGGAAGGACAAGAGGAAGAUGAAACAGAUGAAGAUGUACAGCUUGUUAAAGAUGAUGAUUUAUUCGUCUUAGGGCAGACAGCCGAAGAUUUGCUGGUAGUGAAACCUGCUGAGUAUGAAAGCUACUCUGAGCAACUGCGAAAGGAAAAAGAAUUUCUCUUCAUUCCCAGCAUGCAAGCAGUGCCUGCUUCUCAGAAGAUGCCUGGAAACAGGCAGCCUAGGUUCCUUGAGGAUGAGGGUCUUUACACAGGAGAAAGGCCCUUUGUAUCACCAUCCAAUCUAAAUAUUUUAGAAAACAGAAUACUCAGGCAAGAGCAAGGGAAAGAGUGGUUUGGUGAUGAUGGAAAGAUCUUAGCAUUGCCCAAUCCAAUUAAACAGUCACUUACCAGGCCUCCCAUAUUCUCAUUGGAAGAAGACAUUGAACCAGAACUUGAAACAUUGUAUAGAAAGGCAAUAAAAGUGACAGCUACCAAUCAGUAUCUUGUUGAACCUGGAGAUUUUCAGGGACCAUUUCAGUUGGAUAUUGAUAUUUCUGGAUUAAUAUUUACUCAUCAUCCAUGUUUUAGCCGUGAACAUGUGUUAGCAGCAAAACUGGCUCAGUUAUAUGAUCAAUAUCUAGCGAGAAAACAGAAGAAUCUUACCAUGCUUCUUACAGACAAGCUUCAUGCUUUGAGGAAUGCUGUGCAACAUAGUAUAGAUGGUGGUGAUGCUGCUGUUUCUAAACCUGUAGCACAACAGAGCAUAGCUGAAUACAAAAUUGAAAUCAGGCAAACAAGAAGACUUCGUGAUGCUGAACAAGAGAAAGAUAGAACAUUGCUUAAGACCAUUAUAAAAGUUUGGAAAGAAAUGAAAUCCCUCCGUGACUUUCAGAAGUUUACUAACACAUCAAUGAAACUUUAUCUGAGAAAGGAAGAGGUUGAUCAGAGAUUAGAUGAAAAAGCAUAUGAAGCAGAAAUUCAGGAUGAGAUAAAUGAAUUAUUAGAAGAACAUAGGGAAGAAUAUGAAAAGAAAAUGGAGGAAUAUAAAACUGAGCUACAAGAGUGGAAAUCUUGGAAGAAAGCACAGAAGUCCAAGAAGAAAAAGAAGAAAAAAGAUCUUCAAGAAGAAGAAGAAUCAGUAGAUGAUUGUGAUCUUGGUGAGGAACCAGUAAAACCUAUCCCACCAAAAAUGGUUGAUAGCCUGGAAAUAGAGCAACAAGUCAGAGAAAAAACUGACAACAUCAGAAGGAAACCUGGAGAGCCUAUUUUAGUUCCUGAGUUAGUCCUGUCAGGAAGCAUAACACCAAGUGAGCUUUGUCCUCGGGCAGAGGUUUUGCGACGAGAAGAUGUGAAGAAACGCUCAUCAUUUAUAAAAGUCCUUUUCAAUUCCAAAGAAGUAUCAAGGACUGUUACCCGACCAAUAAGUUCAGACUUCAGAGUUCACUUUGGACAGAUUUUCAGUUUACAAAUAUUCAAUUGGCCAGAGAGUUUGAAGCUGCAGAUAUAUGAAACAGUGGGCAUCAGCAGCACUACCUUAUUGGCUGAAGUAUUCAUACCUAUCCCUGAGACUACAGUUCUGACAGGCAGUGCUCCUAUUGAAGAAAUAGAAUUUAGCAGCAAUCAGCGUGUGAUGUUGGACCACGAAGGAGUUGGGAGUGGUGUGCCAUUUUCCUUUGAAGCUGAUGGUAGCAACAAAAUGACUUUAAUGACCUCUGGGAAAAUAUCCAAUAGUGUCUCUUGGGCAGUUGGAGAAAAAGGAGUCCCCUUAGUUCCUCCAGUUUCUCAGCAAAACACAGGAAUUGCAAGCACUUUAAAAAAUAUUGAUGCUAUUGCAUGCAUUGGCACAUCAGGCUUAACUGACAUGAAGAAACUAGCUAAGUGGGCAGCGGAAACAAAACUUGAUCCGAACGACCCAAGCAAUGCAGCUCUGAUGCAGAUGAUCACGGUUGCCACUAGUGGAGAGGCACAUGUUCCUGAUUACUUCAGACUGGAACAGUUGCAGCAAGAAUUUAAUUUUGUUUCUGAUGAGGAAUUCAAUAGAUCAAAGAGAUUCCGACUCUUGCAGCUCAGAAAUGCAGAGGUGGCAGAGUUCCGAAACUAUAAGCAAGUCCCUUUGCAUGAACGAGAAAUCAGUGAGAAACUCUUCCAGGUAGAAUGCUAUCUGAAAUUAUUUGAAGACUAUGAGAAGAGACUACGUGAGAGGGAUGUGAUUGACAGCAAACAUUACCUAGAUGCGCGCAGAGCGAUUGUUGCCAACUAUCUACAGAAGGUUCGAGAAUCGAUAAUAAACCGUUUUCUAGUAGCAAAACGCCAUUUCCUUCUCUCUGACCUUGUCAAUGAAGAGGAGAUUCCCAGCUUGGGUAUUUUGGGACUCAGCAUUUUCAAACUGGCAGAGCCAAAACGACCACUAAAGCCAAGAAGAAAAGAGAGGAAGAAGGUUACAGCACAGAAUUUAUCAGAUGGAGACAUAAAACUGUUAGUGAACAUCAUUAGAGCUUAUGAUAUUCCAGUGAGAAAACCAGUGAGCAAACUUCAGCAACCAUCUAGACAUUCAAGGUCCUUCAAUGAAAUGUUUGCAGCCUCUCCUUCAGCUCAGAGCCCAGGCGAGAACAUAGAUUGGGUUUUCAACCAGAUUUUAGUCCGUCCUUUUGUAGAAGUUUCUUUUCAGCGAACUGUCUGCCGGACCACAACAGCAGAGGGUCCAAAUCCUAACUGGAAUGAGGAACUUGAGCUUCCAUUUAGAGCUCCUAAUGGUGACUACAGCACCCAUAGUUUGCAGUCGGUGAAGGAUGAAGUGUUCAUUAAUCUUUUUGAUGAAGUACUUUAUGAUGUUGGAGAGGAUGAUCGUGAAAGAGGAAGUGGAAUCCACACUCACGUUGAGAGACACUGGCUGGGAUGUGUUAAGAUUCCAUUUACUACCAUGUAUUUUCAAGCAAGGAUUGAUGGUACAUUCAAGGUGGAUAUUCCUCCAGUCCUCCUUGGCUACAGCAAAGAAAAGAACCUGGGAAAUGACCGAGGUUACGAUACUGUGCGAAACGUUGGCGAAGGCUCCUAUAUAACACUGUUUAUUACCAUUGAGCCACAGCUCGUUCCUGGAGAGUCAGUCAGAGAAAAGUUUGAUACCCAAGAAGACGAGAGGUUGCUCCAAGCAGCAGGAAAGUAUGAAGCUGAAUGUACAGCAAAGUUUCCAAGCCGCCACUGCCUAACAACUGUAAUUGACCUCAGUGGGAAAUCAGUUUUCAUUACCAGAUAUAUCAAACCUCUGAAUCCACCACAGGAGCUUCUUGAUGCCCACCCAAAUAGUUCUCAAACAACAGCAGAAUUAGUGGCCCGAUAUGUUGCUUUGAUUCCUUUUCUGCCAGAUAGUGUGUCAUUUGCUGGAAUUUGUGAUCUGUGGAGUACAUCAGAUCAAUUUCUUGAUCUUCUGUCGGGAGACGAGGAAGAACAUGCUGUGCUCUUGUGUAAUUAUUUUCUUGGUAUGGGGAAAAAGGCCUGGCUUAUAAUUGGAAAUGCUAUUCCAGAGGGAGCAACUGCAUAUGUAUUAACUUUGGAGCAAAAUCAAUACGUAAUUUGGAAUCCCAGUACUGGAUGUUUUUAUGGGCAGUUUGAUACUUUCUGCCCUUUACAAAAUGUGUACUGCCUGAUCAGCUGUGAUAACAUCUGGUUUAAUAUUCAAGAGCAUGAUUCUCCAGUAAGGAUAAAUUUUGAUAUCAGCAAACCAAAGCUAUGGAAGUCUUUCUUUUCAAGAAGCUUACCAUACCCUGGCCUCUGCAGUGUUCAGCCUGAAGAAUUAAUUUAUCACCCUUCAGACAAGGCAGCUGUGGUGGAACUACAGGGCAGAAUUGAAAAAAUAUUGAAAGAAAAGAUUAUGGAAUGGAGACCAAGGCAUCUAACUCGUUGGAACAGAUACUGUACCUCUACCCUACGUCACUUUCUGCCUCUGCUGGAACAGAACCAAGGCAAAGAUGUAGAAGAUGACCAUCAGGCAGAAUUGCAAAAACAGCUAGGAGAUUACAGGGUCUCUGGAUUUCCUAUUCAUAUGCCAUUCUCUGAAGUUGGGCCUUUAGUAGAAGCUGUGCACAGCACUGGAGUUCAUACUAUUGAUGUUUCAAAUGUUGAAUUUGCUCUAGCUGUGUAUGUUCAUGCUUAUCCCCAAAAUGUUCUCUCUGUCUGGAUUUACGUUGCUUCACUUGUACGAAAUCGGUAGUAUAGACUAGUCAGAGUACCUCUCAGGAAACUGGCGUGUGUAGGGGUAAAUACAACAAGUUUCUCACACUACUGAUUUGAGUUACACCCUAUACUUCAAAAUCUAGUGAGAAUGUGGGGCAUCACAUUCUAAAAAGCAUUACAUGCUCACAUAUAGUAACACAUAGUGUCAGUUGUUAGAGUAACAUUGCAGAGCAAGGUAGUAGAAAUUGGCUGCCUCAUUUUUCAGGUGAAACUUUAUUCCUGGAAUAAUGCCUUGAAGAUCGAAUUUUUUUAGCUAUUCCAUGUAGGUGACUGUAUCUACGGACCUUCUUCUCUUUAAAAGACACUAUCAUUCAGCUAUAAUACAGAUAAUUACUGAAUGCUUAAGGAAAGGCCAGGACUAUUUACUCAUGACUACGCUUCAUGCACCAAAGAGCCAUCCGUAAGAUCAGACUUCCAUUUUUUUAAGGAAGGUCUGUCUUCUGCUGUUUUAUACUCAGUGGCUGUCUAAUAGCAGCACCAUAUAGAGGUAGUAAGAUGACAUUUUCUGAAGUUUAUAAUAAAAUACUUCUAUUAAAAUCUAAGUGAAAACACUCUCAUUUGUUUAAUGUGGAAUGCGAAAUCUUUAGGUGCAAAUUACCAUAAGGGAUUAUCAUAAAGUGGUUUACUUAAAAAAAAAAAAAAAAAAAAAAAAAAAAGUAGUGAUGGUGAUGAUAACUUACUUAAUCAUGUAUACAUACAUACUUUCUGCUUUAAGUUGCUUUGCUAUUUAAACUAAACAGUGAUGGUGAGCUGAACUUGGGGAAGAUGAUACAUUCUGAUGAGUACCAAGCACUGAGAAAUUUAGGGCAGGGUGGAUGGAAACUGUCUGCCUUCUGCAAAGGCUGCCAGUUCUCUCUGCCUGGGAGAAAACCAGCCUACAACCAUGCACGUAAAUAAGGGGCCAUUACAGUUUCCAGCAUAACAUGGGUCACUGUCCUCUUGCAACAGGCUCCUCCCCAUACCACCCACCUGCUAUCACUCACCUCUCUUCCUAGCACAGGUUUCAUUCAACUCCACUGUUCAAAGAAGGGGUCCACUUAAAUCAGUGAUGGGGAAAAUGUAUAGUUGUCAUUUCUGUGAAUUAACCAUUCCCAAAAAAAAGCAGAUACAUCACUUGGAAUCUGGAAAUUCAUCGUAACAUGGAACAUGCAUCAAGUUGGACAAGGACAUCCUAAAACAAAUUACUCUGUCCAUUACACAGAGUAAGUCAGUCCACUGAGUCAUACCCUGUACUAUGUAAUUACAGUGGUGGCAAAGAACAGCUUUUCAUUGAAAGCAUCUGAAGUACAUUUAAGGAAAGGUAAGGUUUUCCUCCUCUAAUUUUUACUCUGAAUACAAAGGAAAAUUCAAAGAAGGGACAGGAAGUGAAUUACUCAACCAAUGCAAAAAGUCAGCAGCACAGAUGUGGACAGCACACACCCAGGCAGCAGGAGCAGGUUGCAGCGAUACCUUUAGAAUUUUACCUGACAUUUGCAUAUCCCUAUCUUUCCAAGCCCAUAUUUAAAAUGUGACAUAAAUAAAGGAAAGCAACUUUAAUUCA